This is a messenger RNA of Armigeres subalbatus, 3345 nucleotides long. Its product is annotated as choline/ethanolamine kinase. Bases 548 to 2092 code for a protein of 514 amino acids. NCBI's taxonomy places the organism in Eukaryota, Metazoa, Arthropoda, Insecta, Diptera, Culicidae. The transcript has 9 exons. The record is from RefSeq and is a predicted model, not a curated record. Gene Ontology annotation, cellular component: cytoplasm. Gene Ontology annotation, molecular function: ethanolamine kinase activity; choline kinase activity. Gene Ontology annotation, biological process: CDP-choline pathway; phosphatidylethanolamine biosynthetic process.
AGUAUCGCGUGAGAGGUUGUUCGACAACUCAGUCUACUUCAGAGAGCCGUUAUUAGCACUUCGCUAUUCUUUUGGACCAAUGUUACAACCCGGGUCGGGGGCUUCAACAGAGUUUUCGCACAUUUUUUGCACGUUUUGCAAACGUAUCGAAUAGGAAGGAAGUUUAUAUGCUCAUAUCGUAUCAAGGCUUAUCGCUUUGUGGCCAAGCUCUAUAAAGUUGUAUGAUUGUGUGCAAUUGCUGAAACGCAUUUGGAGCUGUGAUAUUAGCGAAUAUCAGAAGAUUUGUUUUAAAAAUAUAUUCAUGCCAUACAGCGCGGAAUAAGUGAGGUAAUAGUGAGAUUUUUAUAAAUAACCAUCAUCUGGCAUUGACAUAAAUUCGUCGAGUGAAAAGUGCAAUAAGCAAAUUAACGAGAAAGCAAAGGAUCAUCACCCGUUAGAGGCGACAAUCAUUCAAUUUUUCUAAUCCGUUCGUUGCUUCCUGAGCAUCGAUAUUCUAUAGUACAUUGCUGAUAACACGUACUCCUAUAUUUUGUGAAAGGAAUCAAUCAUGCAUUCAAUGAUGAUAAAGCGUUGUGUAUUGAUGGCGUAUUUGGAGGAGGCGUCCAAAUCAGAGGCCGACAUGAGAGACAUUGCCGCCAGGAUCUGCCGGGACUACCUGACUGGUGCCUGGAAGACCAUACCAGCGGAGGAGCUCCAGCUGAAACGUAUCAGCGGUGGUCUGUCCAAUUUUCUAUAUUACGUCAGGCUGCCAGAUCAUCAGAACGGUAGCUCCCCGAAAGCAUCGAGUCAGAGCUACAAACGGGCACGCAAAGACAGCUAUUCCAACAUGCUGGAGCCGAAGGAGGUGUUGCUUCGAAUUUAUGGUCAGACACACGGUGAAAGCGCUUUGGAGUCAAUGCUCACUGAAUCGGUUGUAUUCACGCUUCUAAGCGAGCGUAAACUGGGACCCAAACUGCAUGGAAUCUUCCCUGGUGGAAGGAUCGAGCAGUAUAUACCGGCACGUGCAUUAAUGACAUCAGAAUUAAGUGACCCAAAAAUUUCGCUCAAGAUUGCCGAAAAAAUGGCAGCCAUUCACAGUUUGGAUAUUCCCGUUUCCAAGGAGCCGGACUGGCUGUGGAACACCAUGAACCGAUGGCUCAAAAGCGUUGAGACGACGUUGGAAACUUUUAGGAAGGACCAAACUAACGGCAACAAACGGAUCGCGGGCGAUGAAAUUAUCACAGACUUGAAUCUGCGGAUGGAAGUCGAAUGGCUCAAGUCAGUUAUCGAUAAGGAAGAUCACCCCGUUGUAUUCUCCCACAAUGACCUACAGGAAGGUAAUAUCUUGCUGAGAGAAGAUUAUUCACUCCCGAACAACCCUUUGAACAAGUUCUGCACCAUGGACCAAUUCGAUGAAUCCGCGCAGUUAGACUCUCACUUUAGCUCAUUUCUAAUUUCCAAUUUUAAUAGCAGCACUACCACUUCAAAUAGCAGCAAAAUCGAAAUAAAUGGCUGUGUCGAGGCUGGUAGCGAUACUGCAAGUGGCAUCAGCGAUGGAAAUAAAAAUCCUAGGAAACGUUCGAUGGAUGAGUCCAUAGAAAAUGAGAUGGACAAUACGAGGGAUUCGGUUCUUAGCGGUAACUCACAAUCAAUGUCCGACCAAACCAGUGACGGCGAACCAGAGCUUAUGAUUAUCGAUUUCGAAUAUUGUGCCUAUAACUAUCGAGGUUUUGAUAUAGCUAACCAUUUUCUUGAAUGGACCUUCGAUUACACCAAUUCCGCGGCGCCUUACUACCAUCAUAGGCUAGAACAGUACCCCACCAGGGAACAGCAGGACAAGUUUAUUGCAGUGUAUCUAGCGAGGACCAUCGAGGACGGACAGAUGGUGGAUGCCGUAGAGAUUGAGGAAGUGCGUCGGGAAGUACAGUGCUUCACUUUAGCAUCCCAUUUGUUCUGGAGUUUGUGGGCUAUUGUGAACGUGUAUCAAGAGAUUGAGUUUGGAUACUGGGAAUACGCCAUUUGCCGUUUGAAUCAGUACGACCGAUGCAAGAAGCUGUACACCGAGCUGAUAAACAAUUCUGGGAAUCUGCCGGCUACUGAUCCGGAAAAGUAGAAUACUAUCAAAAGCCUUCUAUUUCUGGUUGUCGAUUGAUUCCUGUCCUCUUCAACCUUGUACAACUUGGUUGCGAGACCAACGGACAUAUCCGGCCUCUUCAGUAUAACACACACCCACAAUUACAAAUCCAGUAUACCUAAAUCAGCUAGCACAAAAUCAAAAGGCACGCUGGCUCACCAAUGGCUAACAUCGAAUCCAAUGAUAUUCAUUCUGAACCUUUUUCGAAAGGCCAUUGGAGAAAACGGUCUAAAAAUAGAAUGACAUGGCAACAUUAUGCUUAUCGCGGACGAUGCAUGCGCUCUGCACUCCUCUGGGCGUCAUAACAUGUAAUUGUACCAGUAUUAGUGGCCAUUACUUUGUCAACAAUGUGAGACACAUGAAAGAGUACGUCAAUACAACUCAAGAAGCGUUUAUUUUAGAAAAUAUCCAAGCAUUUCCACCAGAGUAGUAACUAUUAUUUUAUUAUUUUCUAUUUUUAAUAUAUAUUGGUAUUUAUAAUUGAACAAUGAAAAUAUAGGAUUAAAUACGCUAAAUUAUUGUAGAAAGGAAAUUUUAAUAUUGUAGGCGAGAGUUUACAGUAGCUAAAAUCUCAAUGUUUUAUUGCGGUUGUUACGAGGGAUGUGCGGUUUUAUGUAAACAAAAUAUAAUCAAUCAAAAGAUGACAGGUUUUCAAGGUAAUAAUUUAGCGCUUAUACGUUGUAGUUACGUGCAGUAAAUUAUUAGAGACUUAUCCAUGAGAACACAUUGCGACUGACGGUAGUUAGGCUUAGGAUUGAACUGUGAACAAAUCUUAAUGAUAUUUGAAACAAAGCGACUUAUUCAAGAAAGUUUCUAUUUCGUGAUGGUUAAUUGUACUAAAGAUAAUUUCAACUAGCCUAGUUAAUCAGUCCCAUACAUAUCGGAGAUUCGACCUUAACUAGAUUUAAAACGGUGUAAGAUUUUCAGAGAUUAUCGAAAACAACCUUUGUGAUGAAGUAAACAAACAGUGAAAGCCAAAUUAUAUAAAACAAAUAUUAUAUCGGAAAAUUUCACUUGCAGUCUGCUGGCUUAUUGCAGUAGCUUUUCUCUUAAUCGUACCGUGAAAAACGUGUAUCUUUGAAACGAAAUGGCUUAAUGGCCAAAGUACAUAAAAUGAAGUAUGUGAACAUACUGCGCUCCUUAUGCGAUAUUUAACUAGUACUAAAAUAAGCUAUAUGUGUACCAAUUUUGAUGCUAAAAUUUUUAUUUUUCUCAAUAAAGUUACAAACAUA